Cordyceps fumosorosea ARSEF 2679 is the source of this 2793-nucleotide messenger RNA. Its product is annotated as integral membrane protein. Lineage: Eukaryota; Fungi; Ascomycota; Sordariomycetes; Hypocreales; Cordycipitaceae. The coding region runs from base 1 to 2793 and encodes 930 amino acids. The record is from RefSeq and is a predicted model, not a curated record. The transcript is spliced from 2 exons.
AUGGACCUCUUUGCAAAGGCGGUAAAAAAGGGAGUCGCCAAGGGCUAUGCGAUAGGGCAACAGCAGCUUCAGCAGCAUCUGGCCAAGCAGAGGGAGCCCGGCGCCGAGCCUAGCCAUGACAAUGCGAAUGGCUAUACCGCACAGCACGCCGUAGGCGGCACUACUUCAUAUUCGUCUUAUCCGCAGCAACAGCAGCAGCAGCAGCAGCAAUAUCCCACAUACAAUGGACCGCCACCACUACCUCCCCGACAAUAUCAGCCCCCUCAGCCGCAACCGAAUUCUGCCACGCACUCAUCCUCACAAAAGGCACCCGUCAGCUAUGACAUUCCGGCACCAGUUAGCUAUGAUCCAAGUACAUCCCGAACAGAGAGCUCGUACAGCUCAAUCAUGCCGCCGCCGCCUCCAUCAUACAUACCACCAGCUUCCACUCAACCUACACACUCACAAAACAUCUCAAAUCCCCCACCUGUCGGCUCGCAGCGUCUAGACGCAAGCACCCCGAACGAAUAUGAUUGGAGACAAGACGAGCGCCUGAAGCCGUUUUUGCAGCCCUUGCGUGAUAUCACAGCAGGCUUCCGAGCUGUUGCGGUGCCGCCCACCACAGAAGUCACGCAUGCGCGGCCGCAGCAGACAGAGGCCCGUCAAGACACGCAAGGCUACCUUGUGAGAACGAGUGACGGCGGCUUUCAACUUGUGCAACCGAAUCAGCAACCUGCAGAAACGCCCUCAUAUGCGGCUCCUCUCACCACGACCAACCAGGAGGCUCAGACACAACAACAGCAACCUUACACACGACCUGAUUACACAACCGCCAGCGGACCAGCAAUAGAGCCACGGGAGACUCAAGGGAUAAGAGAUGAAGCGAAAGAGCAGAGAAAACCUGACGUCUCGGCAUCGGUUGAGCAACAAAUGUCCAACCUCAAUCUAAGCGCCGCUCCAAGCGCGCCCGAGACAGCGCCCAAAAGCCACCAGAAAGCGAAGAAGCGCAUCGAUCUACCCCCUAUGGUAGAAGACGGCCCUGGACAGGAAGUAGUUCGCUCCUGUCCCAAAGACCGAUUAGUUGACUAUCCGCUCUACUGGCAUUACCUGGCCGAUCUACCAGACGCGCCCAUCUGCACGCGGUGCCACGCCGACUACAUCCAGUCCUCGCCGCUGGCCGCCAAGUUCACCAGGAAGCUCGCCGAGCCCGACACCGUCUCCUCCUGCCACUUCCGCUACCCGCGCGUGCAGCACGUCCUCUGGCCAGCCGCCCUGAAAGCACACAACCUCGCCGAGCUGACCGCCUUCCUGUCCAGCCGGCUCCUCAUCCCGAACUGCAAGGGCCGGGCGGCCACCACCGCGGCCGACGGCGUCAAGUACUACGGGAUGAAGGACAGCGACAUUGACGGGUUCAUCGCCUGCGAGGCCUGCUUCCAGGACCACGUCGCCGGCACCGCCUUCGAGCCGCGCCUGGUGCCGUACCCGCGCGAGCAGGGCAAGGACGACCGGUGGAUCUGCGACGUGAGCAUCCGGUACGUGCCCCGGGCGCUGGCGUACUAUUCGCCGCAAGGCGACUGGCGAGGCUUCGUGGACAAUGCCUCCCGCAGGUUCAAGCUGGCCGCGUGCGACGGCCAGGAAAAGGCGCGCGGCGACAGCGGCAACUGGUUCACCGCCAGGCAGAAGAUGGAAAACCUGCAGGUCUGCGAGCCGUGCUUCAUGGACAGGGUCGAGCUCGGCCCGUUCGCGGAUGACUUCGCGCAGAUGCCCGGGCCGGUCGACUUUGACGAGUACAUCGUGUUCCUGCGGCAGCGCUGGACGUGCUCGCUGGCCGACGGCACGGCGCUGCCGAUGGCCUCGGCGCUCGACGCCGCCGAGGAGAGGGACGACUUUGCCGAGUUCGCCCGCGCGGCGACGGCCAUUGCGAAGCUCGUCCCGUGCACCAAGCACGGCGUCAUCCGCGGAAACUGGUGGACCGUCACCGGCGGCGGCGCCGGGAGCGAGGCGUUUGACCUCUGCGAGGCCUGCUACGAGGGCGUCAUGAAGCCACGCGGGCUCGACGCGUUCCUGCGGCCGAAGGAGGCGCCCGGGCCGGAGGACACCAUCAUCUGCAACUUUUGCCCGUCGACACCCCGGUACGACGAGUAUGCGAAUAAGUUCGCGGAGACGCUGGACCGCGGCGUGUUUAAAAGCCUGGCCGAGCACGUCCGCACGUUCGCGGCGGUGCGGCACUGCCCGCGGCGCGACUCGCUGGCCAACGCCCGGUGGUGGGGGUACGGCGGCGAGGCCUUGUCCUGCGAGGAGUGCUACCUGCUCUUCGUGCGGCACACCUCUCUGGGCACUCACCUUCCCUUGCAAGGCGAGCGCGACGAGCGCGCGCAGAUCUGCUCCAUGUACUCCCCGCGGAUGCGUGGCCUGUGGCAAGCCCUCUGCGAGGCGGGCCUCCCAGGCAGCGCCGAGUCGGAGGCGGAGGUGGCCAAGUUUCGGGAGUUCGCGGCGCGGCGGCUGCAGGUGUGGCUGGCGACGGUGCCGCGGAUGCAGUUCAUGCGGGAGAUGAAGGACAUGAAGAUGAUGCAGGCGAUGCAGCAGGGGCAGCUGAGCCUGAUGUACCAGGGGAUGAACAGCACGGCGGUGCUGUCGGGGACGGACGACGGCAACUGGCACGGGAAUAGCAGCAUAGGGUGGUAUGAGACGGAGCACGGGGCGACGGGAGCGCAGAUGUUUAACAACAUGCAGACGGGCAUGGCGGACGCGACGAGGGGGGACGAGUGGAUGCAGAUAUUCCAGCUGGAGCUGCAGUGGCAGGAGGUGGAGUGA